Messenger RNA from Aureobasidium subglaciale EXF-2481, 720 nucleotides. RefSeq lists its product as uncharacterized. The transcript is spliced from 3 exons. Lineage: Eukaryota; Fungi; Ascomycota; Dothideomycetes; Dothideales; Saccotheciaceae. The coding region runs from base 1 to 720 and encodes 239 amino acids. The record is from RefSeq and is a predicted model, not a curated record.
AUGGGAGCAACACUCGAUACUGCAAGGACACUUAGCAUGGUCAUAUCCUCGCUCAUCCUAACAUACCAUGCCGCGACAGCAUAUCUAUGCACCUUUCUUACCAGUGACCCCCUGUAUAUGUCCUUUAGCGUAACUGCUUAUGCUUGGUACGGCUGUGUUUUGGCCAUGCUGGGAAUCUACGGAUCCUACAAGAAAUCACCCACACAUCUUACAAUCUUCUCCAACCAUCUACUCAUAGACACGGUACUUUCGCUCGUUCCCAAAGUCGGCCUCGUCUAUCUUUUCCACGAUGUUACUGCCGAUCUCUGCUUUACCAGCAAGCUAAAUACGUCAUUCUGGUUCCCUUCGACCAUCGAGGACCUGCACGGUCCUGGGCGCGUCAUUCAAUCUUCAUCCACGGAACAGUCGCUAGGAGCGAGCUUCAAAGCGCGCCGCCACUGUGAGACGGACGUCCUCAUAGCUCAGAUUGCUUUCGCUGCAGUCCUAAUUUUCUGGACAAUUGCUCAGUGGGGCAUGGGCUUGAGCGUGCGCCGGUACGCCCUUAGGCUAGAACUCCAGAGCUACAAUAAUGUCCAAGGUGACAGAAAUGUGGACGAGGAGAAGAUCUUCUACUACGAAAAAAGUCCUGUCGACGAGUAUCGAGAUGCUGUCAAACUCGCCCAGAAUUGGACAGAGAAAGACAACACCACUCUCAUCGAGGUUGCCGAAAAGCCCUCCUGA